Messenger RNA from Salvelinus namaycush (lake trout), 957 nucleotides. RefSeq names its product opsin-3-like. Gene Ontology annotation, biological process: visual perception; G protein-coupled receptor signaling pathway. NCBI's taxonomy places the organism in Eukaryota, Metazoa, Chordata, Actinopteri, Salmoniformes, Salmonidae. Gene Ontology annotation, molecular function: G protein-coupled receptor activity. The record is from RefSeq and is a predicted model, not a curated record. Bases 1 to 957 code for a protein of 318 amino acids. The transcript has 4 exons. Gene Ontology annotation, cellular component: membrane; photoreceptor outer segment.
AUGUAUACCGAGGUGGCUAAUUUAAACUUCAGCUCUAAUGGAAGCAUCGAGGAUCCACUGAGCUCUCUGGAUCAAGAAUGGAACGAGCCCCCGGCGAAAAGGCUGUCUCGGACCGGACACCAUGUGAUGUCCGUCUUCCUUGGAUCUAUUAUGGUUUUUGGUUUCAUCAAUAACCUGGUGGUAUUGAUCCUGUUUAUUAAAUUCAAAACUCUGCGGACUCCUGUGAACAUGCUUUUGCUGAACAUCAGCGUGAGUGACAUGCUGGUGUGCCUCUGUGGCACCACGCUCAGCUUCGCAUCCAGUCUACAGGCACGCUGGCUGUACGGGAAGCACGGGUGCAUGUGGUACGGCUUCGCCAACUCUUGUUUCGGAAUUGUGUCGCUAAUCUCGCUGGCCUUCCUCUCCUAUGACCGCUACAGCACCUUAACCGUGUACAACAAGCAAGCCCCCGACUACCGCAAGCCUCUGCUGGCCGUGGCGGGCUCCUGGCUCUACUCCCUGUUCUGGACAGUGCCCCCACUGCUGGGCUGGAGUAGUUACGGCCUGGAGGGGGCCGGGACCAGCUGCUCGGUCACCUGGACAUCCCAGACGCCCCAGUCUCACUCCUACAUCAUCUGCCUGUUCAUUUUCUGUCUGGGGCUGCCUGUGCUGGUCAUGGUCUACUGCUAUGGGAGGCUGCUCUACGCUGUCAAACAGGUGGAGAAGAGAGUGGGGCGGAUCCGUAAGUCGGCGGCGCGGCGGAGAGAGUUCCACAUCCUGUUCAUGGUGAUCACUACGGUGGUGUGUUACCUGCUGUGCUGGAUGCCCUACGGCGUGAUCGCCAUGAUGGCCACCUUUGGACACCCGGGCCUUAUCACCCCCAUCGUGACCGUGGUGCCCUCCAUCAUGGCUAAGAGUAGCACUGUCAUCAACCCCCUCAUCUAUAUACUCAUGAACAAACAGGUGAGCAGAACCUAA